AUGACAAAUCUAAGAUAUGCUUUAUAUAAAAAUCUCAUAAAUAAAUAUAAUAGGAAUAUAACUAAUAAAAAAUAUAAUUUAUAUAGAGACGAUUUUUGCAGAAAUAUUUCUAUUCCUAGUAGUUCUCAAACACGAAAAAUAAAUACAUAUAAUAUUCAAGAUGACAACUCUUUUAAGAAAAGAAAAAAAAAAAUUUCUUUUAAAAAUGCUUUUUUUUUAGCAUUAUUAUUAUAUAGUUCUUACGAAAGUGUAAAUUUAUAUGAGAACAAUGAAUUUGUAAAAAGAAAAAUAGAAACUUAUCCUUAUUUAUGUGAUAUUAUAGAAAAGCAAAUAAUUCCAUAUAAAAUUAAUUUUGAUAAAAUUUUGGAUAAGGGUCAAGAACAUAUAAAAUUACAUAUGAAAGAUGUGCAAUCAAUAGAUGAAUUUUAUUAUCUCAUGAAAUAUAUGAUUUUAAAAAUUUAUAAUAAUUGCAAAAUCUUUAUUAAUAUAAAAAUAAAUAAUAUUUUAAAGAUGCUUGAUAAAAUAACUAUGAAGCCUAAUGAUAAUCCAGAAGAUUUCAAAAAUGUAGAAAACUCUGAAAUUUUAAAAAAAUAUGAAAUAGAAAACAGGAAUUAUGACAAUAGUAAUAAAGAAGGUGAAAUAGAUCAAAUGCAUAUAAUAAAAAGUUAUGAUAAAAAUAAUAAAAAUACAAAUUCUGAAGUAGAUACAUUAGCAAACGAUACAGAGAACGAUUCUGAAUUAUUCAACAAAUUAGAUACAUUUGAAAUAGGGAAAAAUGAAGAUAUUCAUAAUUCAAAUAAUGAGAAUAACAUAAAUUCUUGUCCAAUUGAUUAUAAUCAAGAUUUCAAUAAUUUUCUUAAUCACAUAGAAAAAGAGUCACAAAAACAGGAAAUACAAAAUGAAAAUAUAAAAGAAACGUUGUAUGAAAAUAUAGUAGCAAAAGUAAAAGAAAAUAAAUUAGAAGAUAUGUUGGAUGAAAAUUUAAACUAUGAAAAUAGAAUUAAUUUUCAAAAUCAAACUUAUGAGGGUUCUCAAGAAAAAGAAAAAAUGAAUGAGAAUUUAGGUGACGAAUUCCAAAACGAAACUAAUAUUGAACUUUUAGAUAAUAAUAAUUAUAAUUCUUCAAUAUCGUUAGAUAAUAUAAAAGAAAUGGAUGAUAUAUAUAAAAAAUUUUCUAAAACUAUCAGUGAUACUAUUUCAAAAGAAAAAGAGACAAAUUACAUUUCUCAAGCAAAAGAGGAAUUGAAUGAAAGUAAUAUAAAAUAUUUUAAAAAAAAUGAAGAAAAAAUAAAGGAAGAUAUAAAUAAUAUAUCAGGUUAUGAUUCACGAAAUAAAAAUGAAAUGAAUGAGAAUAAAUACAAAGUAAAUUUUAUUAAUGAAGAUGAUGAAAAAAAAAUAUCUAAAGAAGAUAUUACGAAAAAAAAUGAUGAUUUAAGAGAAAACUAUUCUUUAAAUUCAGUUGAUUAUAAAAUGAAUAAUGAACAGACUGUAAAUAAAUUAAAAAAAAAAAAAAAUAAUGAUAACAAUUUAAAAUGUAAUUUAAGUAUUAGUACGAUACAUGAAGAGAAUGAAUCAACUGAAAAAAUUUUUAAUGAUAUACAUUUAAAUAAUAGUUUUGAAAAAAAUUUAAAAGAUUUUGAAAAUACAAUAAAUAACUUAAAUGAAAAAGAAUUAAAAAAUAAAAUAAUAGAGAUGUUCAUAAAUGAAAUAAUAACAAAAAAGUAUAAAGAUAUUUUAUUGGAGGAAGAGAAAGAAAUAUUAAAGAAAAUGUUAACCGUUAAAUAUAACAAUAUUUUUUUGAAAAAGAAAAAAAAAUUACAAAAAGAUUUAAAAAAAAAUAUGAUAAAAAAAUUGAAGGAAGAGGAAAAAAUAUUAAAAGAAAACUAUGAAAAAGAAAAAAAAAGUUUUGAAAGUAACUUAUUAAAUUUGAAGGAAAAAGAAAUGGAUAUAGAAAAAAAAAAGAUAGAAAAUAAAUUAAAGUUAAUUGAAGAAAACUAUUUGAAUAAAAUGAAUAUCUAUGCAUGUGAUAUAAAUAUGAUGAAGGACAAAUUUUCUGAGGAUCAAAUUAAAAAUAUAAAUUUAGAAAAUAUUAAUGAUAUUCAAAAUCAAUUAGUGAAUUUACAGAAUUGUUUAAUCCAUGACUUAUCUAUUGAACCAAUUUUGCCUGAAUUAAAAAAAUAUUUAGAAAAAGAUGUAUUUUUAGAUAAAGUGUUAAAAAUAUUACCUGAUGAUUUCUUUUCACAUAAGUUCAAACCAGUUAAUAAUAAUGAAAAAAUAAAAAAUGAAUUUUACGAUUUAUAUAAAGAAAGCAUAAAAGAAGCAUUUUUAGAUGAAAAUGAUAAUUAUUUAAAAAAAAAAUUUUAUCAAAUAAUCUCUUAUUUGUAUAUAAAUCAUGAGUCUACCCUAAAUUUUAUUUUAGUUCGUACAUUAAAAAAUUCUGUAUUAAAAGAAAACUUAUUAAACUUAUCAUAUGCUUUAAAUAGUAUAGAACAAAAUAAAUUAAUAGAUGCAUUAAAAUAUAUAAAUGAAUUGAAAGGAAAUUGUAAAAAUACUUUUUUUUCUUUUAAUGAGAAUAUUAAAAAUACAUUAUUGUUCAGAUUUUAUUUAAGAUUAACUAUAUCAAGGCUUAUGCUAACAAGCAAAACUUUAAAAACAUAUCAGUAA
Messenger RNA from Plasmodium relictum, 2664 nucleotides. RefSeq names its product conserved Plasmodium protein, unknown function. The transcript has a single exon. The record is from RefSeq and is a predicted model, not a curated record. Bases 1 to 2664 code for a protein of 887 amino acids. Lineage: Eukaryota; Apicomplexa; Aconoidasida; Haemosporida; Plasmodiidae.